This is a messenger RNA of Aspergillus ochraceoroseus IBT 24754, 1527 nucleotides long. RefSeq names its product RPC34 RNA polymerase subunit family protein. The transcript has 2 exons. Gene Ontology annotation, biological process: transcription by RNA polymerase III. The record is from RefSeq and is a predicted model, not a curated record. Bases 183 to 1253 code for a protein of 356 amino acids. Gene Ontology annotation, cellular component: RNA polymerase III complex. Lineage: Eukaryota; Fungi; Ascomycota; Eurotiomycetes; Eurotiales; Aspergillaceae.
CUCUCCCACAGCUCGACGUCCUCUUCCCUUUGCGCCUGGUUCCUUUGCAAAACUCCUGGGGUAAUUGUCCGUUUGGGCGGUCACUAAUAUACUAGGCCCUGGCGUGCGUCCUUGAAAUAUGCUAUUUCGUAUCCCUUGGCGGUGAUUGUUUCAUCUGACGAUCGGUUUCUUACUCGCGAACAAUGGCCUCCGCGGGGCCGUCUGGCGGCUCUGUGACUGAACUUGCCUCCAGACUGUAUGAGGCAUGUAUCAGCAAGUUCUCUGUCGACCAUCUCUUCUAUCAACAAGAUCUUUUGGGUCUAGAUAUUGUGCCCAAGAACGAUCUCCCACUUCUCCUCCAAUGUACUCAGUCACUCGUCGACCAGAAACUCUUCCGACUACUUCAGGCUAAAAAUGACCGACUGGCCUGGAAAAUUAUUCCCCGAGAGGAUGCUGAAAAACUCCAGAACCUCAGCCCCGACGAAAGUUUGGUCUACAAUGUCAUCCAUUCGACAGGACGAUCGGGUAUCUGGGUGCGAGCAAUCCAGAGCCGCACCAAUUUACACAAAUCCAUUCUAGACCGCUGCCUCAAGUCCCUCGAGGGAAAGAACUACAUCAAAAGCGUCCACAAUGUCAAGUUCCCCACCCGAAAGAUGUACAUGCUGGCGGGUCUUGCACCAAGUGAAGACGUAACUGGUGGAGCUUGGUUCACAGAUGGCGUCCUAGACGAGAACUUCAUCAAUGUCGUAUCCGGGUUUAUCGAGUACACCGUCAGUCGCAAAAGCUGGUACGAAGCCCCGGCCGAUAGAUCUCGAAGCAAGCGUCUCAAAACCGAGGACGGCGGUGUGGCCGUGAAUAGAGAACCUGGCCAAAAGAGCUACCUCCCUUACCCGGCCGGCUACCAGGGCUACCCUACUAUCGCGGCAUUAACCACAGCCGUUAAUCAGAGUGGCAUCACCCCGGUCCGCCUGGGCGAAGAAAGUAUCACUCAGCUUCUCGAGAUGCUCUGCUACGACAACAAACUCGUAGCCCUGAACAAUGGAGAAGUCUACAAGUCCGUGAAGAACCCUGAACAGGUGAAAGCGCGACAGGCCCGCAAACCGGGAGACGAAAACUCUCCUGUCGACGGCGAGACAGGGAAAAACGGCAUGACCGAGAUGCCCUGUGGCCAAUGUCCGGUUUUCAACCUCUGUGCGCCCGGUGGUGCAGUCAGUCCUGAGAACUGCGAGUAUUUCGAGAGCUGGCUGAAUGACAAGAGUGCGCUUUCUUUCUAAAUCUUUAUUUUUCUUUUCUUUUCUUUUCUUUGCCCUUCUUUUAUUUUGCAUUUUGGAUUUCUUUUUGAUGUUUCUUUUGCUUAUGCAUAGCGAUGGCGUUGCAUGUCCUGCAUUGGUCCCGGGCCAUGGUUGAGUUCAAUAUGGACCUUAUUUAAGGGCGGAUUUAAAAUGUACGCUGGGAUAUGGAAAAAUGAGAAAAGGGGGUUGACAUGUUGCUAUAUAUUUUCUUUGUAUACUAUAUAGAGAGAGAGACGGGGGAAUAUCAAUUUACUUC